This is a messenger RNA of Phytophthora sojae, 687 nucleotides long. RefSeq lists its product as hypothetical. The record is from RefSeq and is a predicted model, not a curated record. Lineage: Eukaryota; Oomycota; Peronosporomycetes; Peronosporales; Peronosporaceae. The coding region runs from base 1 to 687 and encodes 228 amino acids. The transcript has a single exon.
AUGGACAACACCCAUGUCCGACUGGUGAAGAACCUCACGACAUCCUACGAGAUCUCCCAGUUCAUUUGCCAUAAGUAUGAGGGUGCUGUAUUCCACGGCGACCCCUACUUCAUCCAGCACUACUUGAUGGAAAUCAGGUAUGAGGAGGGCUCAGACCUGACUAAAUUCUUCUUGAAGCUGGAGAACGCGAUGAAAGCCGCGCAAGAAGCCACCGACACGGUGAUGGCAGAGUCGCAGAAGUCGACCUACCUGUUUCACUCCAUGCCCAAGUCAAGGAAGAAUGACCUCCGCAUCUGGAAAGGCCAACGGAAGUAUAUCCCGUACGAAGACUUGAACCAGAGCAUCGAGGGCAAGGUCCGUGACAUCCAGACUCAAGAGCGGUAUACGCUGUCUAAGGGAAUACCUGAGACCAGCGACACCAAGAACGAGCGUGCCCUAGAUCGCAACGGGAACUGCAAUUGCUCUUACUGUGACCGUCCAUGCCAUAACAUUCGUCAAUGCCGCGGACUACAAAAGGACCUGCGAGACGGACGAGUGAGGCACGGUACUGCCUGCGAACUUCGCUUUCAAGGGCAACUCGAAGCGCGACCAUCCGUAUCGCAAUUCCAAGAGCUGGAGCCAGCACCAAGGACGCAGCAACAACAGCAACAACAACGGGAACGGUCGCAGAGACAAGCACCACGGUAG